Photinus pyralis (common eastern firefly) is the source of this 1408-nucleotide messenger RNA. RefSeq names its product zinc finger Y-chromosomal protein-like. Lineage: Eukaryota; Metazoa; Arthropoda; Insecta; Coleoptera; Lampyridae. The transcript has 2 exons. The coding region runs from base 351 to 1307 and encodes 318 amino acids. The record is from RefSeq and is a predicted model, not a curated record. Gene Ontology annotation, molecular function: DNA-binding transcription factor activity, RNA polymerase II-specific; RNA polymerase II transcription regulatory region sequence-specific DNA binding. Gene Ontology annotation, biological process: regulation of transcription by RNA polymerase II.
UGAGGCCAUGUUUCGCUGGAGCAGUAUAAAAUCCGAAAAGGGUUGAUUUGUUAAAUCAAUUGUAUAUGAUUUGGCAACUCUGCAUUUGACAUUUUGAGUUGAGAGUAGCUAAAUUCACACCACACGUGCAAAGAACUCUUCUUUACAUAUGAUUUUAAGCAGUUCAAAAUAAACCUAUAUUUCACUGAACUUAACACAGGUAUAGUCCAAGAUCCGAGGAUUACCAGAGAUUACUUACUUAAAAAAAAAUAGUUUAAUACCUGUAGCAUCUGGUACCUACCUGUAAAUUGGGCAUCGACCAUAGCAAUUGUACCCUGUGCAUUUCAACAAGUUUUGAUUACUCAGAAAGUAUGGAUGGAAAUAAUGACAUACCACCCAUUAAAAUCGAACCAAAACAAGAAGUAGAAAUCGAUUCCUUUCUUCAGGAACAUAUUUCAGUAAGCAACGAAGUUUUGGUGACAAUAAAGGACGAGGUUACCAUUAGUACACCACCCAAAUCUUUUUAUAAUGUAGUAGUACAGCAACCCUCUGUCUUUCAAAGUCACCUUUUAACUCAAUUUGAGUUUAAAUGUGUUGAUUGUGAUUAUGAGACAAAUGAUAAAAACUACUUCAAACGCCACAUUUUAAACCAUGGGGUUACUAAGGAUUUUAAAUGUGCUGAUUGUGAUUAUGAGACAAAUGAUAAAAAAUACUUCAAACGCCACAUUCUAAAACAUAGAGUUACUAAGGAUUUUAAAUGUGUUGAUUGUGAUUAUGGAACAAAUGAUAAAGGCAACUUCAAACAACAUCUUUUAACCCAUAAAGUUUCUAAGGAAUUUAAAUGUGCUAUUUGUAAUUAUGAAACAAACAAGAAAUUUUGCUUUAAUCAACACCUUUUAACGCAUAAAGUUUCUAAGGAUUUUAAGUGUGCGGAUUGUGAUUACGGGACAAAUAGGAAACAAGACCUCAAACAACAUAUUUUAAUACAUAAAAUUUCGAAGAUUUUUAAAUGUGCUGAUUGUGAUUACGGAACAAAUAAUAAACAUGUCUUCAAAAGACAUCUUUUAACACACAAAAUUUCUAAGGAUUUUAAAUGCGCCGAUUGUGAUUAUGGGACAAAUGUUAAAAGCAACUUCAAUCAACAUCUUUUAACACAUAAAGUUUCUAAGGAUUUUAAAUGUGUUUAUUGUGAUUAUGAAACAAACAAGAAAUACUGCUUAAAUCGACACCUUUUAAUACAUAAGGUUUCUAAGGAUUUUAAAUGUGCUAAUUGUAAUUAUGAGACAAAUCGUAAAAAGCAACUUACAACGACAUGUUUUAAAACAUAAAGUUUCCAAGGAUUUUAAAUGCGCUGAUUGUGAUUAUGGGACAAAUAUUAAAAACAGCUUCAAACAACAUCUUUUAACCCAUAAAGUUUCGAAGGAUUUGA